GUUUUUCAAAGUUAAGAGGACACUUUGAAAACAACGAAAAGAUCACGAGGAAAUUAAUAAUGCAAGAGAGACAGGUAGAUAUAUAUCUGUAAGAAGCAUAAGUUGUAGGCCGCUACUUUUUGCUCAUGACGUCCAUGAUUAUUUAGGUUCGCGUCCAGCAUUCUCCAGUACUUACUGAGCAAGUUCUAGAAAAUUACUGAUCUCAAGCUUGAAUCUACGUAGUGUUCACAAAAUGGCGCAUCAUGAAAACCAACCAAAAUGGAAAGGAAAGGCUAAUGCAAAGGUAGAGGGUCCCAAGGCAGAACAAGUGUGGCCUCUCUUGGAGGACUUCUUUGGGCUUAAUAAAUGGUUCCCAACUCUGAGCACAUGCCUUCCUGUUGAAGGCAUCUCCGGCCAACCUGGCUGCGUGCGUUACUGUGCUGGCUUCAAAACCCCUGUUAAUAAUGGGGAAGAAAUAGUGAAUUGGACUAAGCAGAAGCUGCUUUCCAUUGACAAAACUGAACUGACUUUUAGCUAUUCCAUUAUUGAUGGAAACGUUGGGUUCAACUCCUACGUAUCGACAAUAAAAGUGGUGCCCAACGAAGAUGGGUGUAAUGUUGAGUGGUUGUAUGAGGUUGAACCAGUGGAAGGCUGGACACAGGAGGAUUUGAAAACUUUUAUCACCUCAGGCUUGCUGGUGAUGGCUAAGAGAAUGGAAGAAGCUCUCCAAGCAGCUCAAACCUCGGCCUCCUGAUCAGUAAGCGAUGAAUCAUGAAUCGUUGGUACUGUCGUAGCUAGUACGUGCCUUAAUUAAUUACUGUACUUCUUAAUGUUGGUUUUACUUUACUGUUUGUCCUUUUCGUCGCUGCUUGUAUGCACCAUCGUGAUUCGAAAAUUAAAUAAGAUCAGUAAUGAUAUAAUCAGAAGAAGUACAACAUUAUUCACAAAAUUAAAUUGUUGAGUUACUAAUUAAUUUGUACGACUUUGAUCUUGUAAUAAAAUUUCUACUAAUUUUGUAAUACCA
This is a messenger RNA of Carya illinoinensis, 1003 nucleotides long. Its product is annotated as lachrymatory-factor synthase-like. The record is from RefSeq and is a predicted model, not a curated record. The transcript has 2 exons. The coding region runs from base 233 to 733 and encodes 166 amino acids. Lineage: Eukaryota; Viridiplantae; Streptophyta; Magnoliopsida; Fagales; Juglandaceae.